Messenger RNA from Passer montanus (Eurasian tree sparrow), 3522 nucleotides. It is a transcript of the gene STRIP2, whose product is annotated as striatin interacting protein 2. Gene Ontology annotation, cellular component: cytosol. The record is from RefSeq and is a predicted model, not a curated record. NCBI's taxonomy places the organism in Eukaryota, Metazoa, Chordata, Aves, Passeriformes, Passeridae. Gene Ontology annotation, biological process: cytoskeleton organization. The transcript is spliced from 21 exons. The coding region runs from base 20 to 2584 and encodes 854 amino acids.
CCCCGGUCCCGGCGGACCAAUGGGCGGGGCGGGGCGGGGCCGGGCGCGGCCCCCACGUGCUGGCGGCGGCCGCGGGAUGGAGGCGGCGGGAGGCGGCGGAGCCCCGGGCCCGGCCCGGGCCCGCCCGGGACAGCCCCAGACACAGCCACAGCCACAAACACAGCCACAGGCACAGCCCAAGGGCCGGGAGCUCUUCAGGAGCCAGCGCAAGGAGUCCGAGGGCUCCGUGGAUUGUCCCAACCUGGAGUUCGAGUACGGGGAUGCGGACGGCCACGGCGCCGAGCUGGCAGAGCUGUACAGCUACACCGAGGAGCCGGAGCUGAGCCUCAACAGGAGAUGCUUCGAGGAGGAUUUUCACACCCAAGUGCCCGGCAGGAGGUGGCUGGAGCUGGACAGGGCGCAGCAGAAGGCCUACGUCAUGCGCCUGCUGGAUGGGCUGGAGGUGGUCAGCAGGGACAAGAGGCUCCGAGCAGCACGGGCCAUCCUGUACCUGGCACAGGGUGUCUUUGGGGACUGUGACAAUGAAGGUGAUGUCCUGCACUGGGCUCGGCACAACAGCUUCCUCCUGUACCAGCUGGGAACCUUCUCUGCCUUCCUGGAGCUUCUCAACAUGGAGAUUGAGAACAGCCAGGCCUGCAGCAGCGCCCUGAGGAAGCCGGCCAUCUCCCUGGCCGACAGCACGGAGCUCAGGGUGCUGCUCAGUGUCAUGUACCUGCUGGUGGAGAACAUCCGUGUGGAGCAGGAGACGGAUCCCCCCGAGUGGAAAACCUGCCGGGAGACCUUCAGGAUGGAGCUGAGUUUCCCCGUGCACUCUGAGGAGCCCUUUGCUCUGCUGCUCUUCACCAUGGUCACCAAGUUCUGCAGCGGCCACGCUCCACACUUCCCCAUGAAGAAGGUCCUGCUCCUGCUCUGGAAGGUGCUCCUGUUCACGCUGGGCGGGUUCGAGGCGCUGCAGGCCAUGAAGGUGCGGCGGCGGGAGGAGCUGGGGCUGCCGGCCCUGCCCGAGGACAGCAUCCAGGUGGUGCGGGGGAUGCGUGCGGCCUCCCCGCCCACCUACGCCAUCGAGCUGCUGGAGCAGCAGCAGCAGCAGCAGCAGCCGCCGCCGAAGCGGAGCCACCGCAGCCGCAGGCCCCUGAUGAAGCAAGACAGUCUGGAUAUCUACAACGAGAGAGACCCCUUCAAGAAUGACGAAGGAGGGGUUGAUGAGGAGGAGAGCGACGAGGUGGACGGCGGGCUCGAGGGGGAGCUGGACCUGCUGGAGCGGGACGCGAUCCUCGCCGCCGCGCCGGCCCAGCGCCCGCCCCUCGAGAGGGUGUCCUUCCCCAAGGGGCUCCCCUGGGCCCCCAAAGUCAGACAGAAAGACAUCGACCAUUUCCUGGAAGCAAGCAGGAACAAAUUCAUCGGAUUCACGCUGGGACAGGACACCGAAACCCUGAUAGGGCUCCCACGGCCCAUCCAUGAAAGUGUGAAGACCCUGAAGCAGCACAAGUACGUUUCCAUCUCGGAUGUCCAGAUCAAGAACGAGGAGGAGCUGGAGAAGUGCCCCAUGUCUCUGGGGGAAGAGGAAGUGCAAGAAACCCCUUGUGAGGUGCUGUACCGAGCAAUGUUGUACAAUCUCCCCCAGUACAUGAUCGCUUUGCUGAAGAUCCUCCUGGCUGCUGCACCCACCUCCAAGGCCAAGACUGACUCCAUCAACAUCCUGGCAGAUGUGUUGCCUGAAGAGAUGCCCAUCACCGUCCUGCAGAGCAUGAAGCUGGGCAUGGACGUGAACAGGCACAAGGAGAUCAUCGUCAAGAGCAUCUCGGCGCUGCUGCUGCUGCUCCUCAAGCACUUCAAGCUCAACCACAUCUACCAGUUUGAGUACGUGUCCCAGCACCUGGUGUUUGCCAACUGCAUCCCACUGAUCCUGAAAUUCUUCAACCAGAACAUCAUGUCUUACAUCACUGCCAAAAACAGCAUCUCCGUCCUGGAUUAUCCGCACUGCACGGUCUGUGACUUGCCUGAGCUCACAGCAGAAAGUCUGGAAGCUGGAGACAACAACCAGUUCUGCUGGAGGAAUUUGUUCUCCUGCAUUAACUUGCUGAGGAUCCUCAACAAGCUGACCAAGUGGAAACACUCGAGGACAAUGAUGCUGGUGGUGUUUAAAUCCGCCCCCAUCCUGAAGCGGGCUCUGAAGGUGAAGCAGGCCAUGAUGCAGCUCUACGUGCUCAAGCUGCUGAAGAUCCAGACCAAGUACCUGGGCCGCCAGUGGAGGAAGAGCAACAUGAAGACCAUGUCUGCCAUCUACCAGAAGGUGCGGCACCGCAUGAACGACGACUGGGCCUACGGCAACGACAUCGACGCCAGGCCGUGGGAUUUCCAGGCUGAGGAAUGCACGCUGAGGGCCAACAUCGAAGCCUUCAACAGCCGCAGGUACGACAAGCCGCAGGACUCGGAGUUCGCCCCGGUGGACAACUGCCUGCAGAGCGUGCUGGGCCAGCGCCUGGAGCUGCCCGAGGACUUCCACUACUCCUACGAGCUGUGGCUGGAGCGGGAGGUGUUUUCGCAGCCCAUUCGCUGGGAAGAGCUGCUGCACUGCCAGUGACUGCGGCCCCGAGGGAUGGGCUGGGUCGGGGGGGUUUGAGCACAGCUGGGAAAACAAAAUUAAACUUUCCAGAGAGACCAGGUCUCUCUGUGCCCAGCAGACACCUCUUUUUGGAGGUCCUGCUGUGACUUCUUGGAGACCGGGUGGCAGAGUGAGCUCAGAGCCCAGUGUGGGCUGGGGGGAAGGAUUCCCAGCUGGGAAUUCCAUCCCUCCCUCGGUUGGGUUCGGGCUGGCUUGGGAUGGAGACAGCGUGUUGUCCCUGUCUGCUGCUGCUGCUGGGGUGGCACAGGCUGGCUCAGAGUCCUGGUGCCAGCAGGGACAGGUCCUGCCUGUCCCCUGGACACCCCCCGUGCCACCCUGGCACCUCUGCUUUCCCCCACCUUCAGUCACCUUUACUGAACUGUGCAGUUUCCAGCAGCCUGCAGAUCCCUUUUCUCUCCUCCCUCAUUCCACAUCCUCUUCAGCCCUUCCAGCCCUGAGGGGAUGGCAAACACCACUUAAAAACCCAAAUUUUACACAGAUUUUGGGGGAUUGUCUGUGCCAGGUCUUAGGGCGGGGAGGGAAGGUGCUUUGGUGAACAAUUUAUGAGGAAAAGAGUGGAUUCUGUGGUCCAUAACUUUCAGAAUGAAUGGGAUAUGGAGCUGUAAACUUUCUGUCCAUUUAAUAACUUAAUACUUAAAUUAAAUAAUGAACACUACACUUGGGUAAAGCUGCAUUGCAUGAGGGUGGCAUUUGUGUGCUCAUAUAGGGCAGGGAAGCCCUGAAUAAACAAGUGUUUGUUAUGGCAGGAUUUGUGCUAAUUGCUUAAAUAAUUAAUUAGCCUGGGAAUGUUACCUUCAUGGGGUUUGUCCAAGGCCUUGUUCAUGGAAAUGGCAUUAAGACUUUUAAAGCCUUUUAAAAUAUGCUUUUGUUCGAAAUAAACCAAAUUUUAAAGGGCA